AUGACUUGCUCAAUAAUUGCAGCUUGCCUUCUGUUCUGGGGAGCUGUUAACAGCAACAAGUCCUCCUAUGUUUGCUAUUUCACAAGUGCUGCUGCUCUUACAUUAAUUGCUCUGCAUUCCACUUCAAUAGCAUUCCAAACAGCGAUUAAGGUUGCCAUGCCCGAUCAGCAAUUUGUCAAAACUUUGGGAACCCUUGUCGGAACCGUUUUUAAUGUUAUUACCCUUUUGUUUCUUUCCCAACUGGUGAAAAUGCUUUCCCUACCUGAAGCCGGCAGAUUCUUCAUUUCUCAUCUCUGUAAGCUCAGGUGCAAUUUAAGAACAAACAAUGAAGGACCACCUUGCUCUCAAGCAAUGCUAUGUUGA
Molecule: messenger RNA, 363 nt
Organism: Prunus armeniaca (apricot)
Lineage: Eukaryota; Viridiplantae; Streptophyta; Magnoliopsida; Rosales; Rosaceae
Source: the annotation of a GenBank genome assembly